CGCCAUGUGCAAAGAUUCAAAAUGGCGGACACGAGGGCAACGUUCGUGUCUCACAAAAUCAACAAAAUCAGAUGGAGACAGCAACAAAAGCAGUCUCUUCAAGAAUCAGACGUUUUUGCAAGUGGAAGCUGGGAUGAUGAACAAAAUAAAGUGUGUCUGUGGAAAGUUGAGAGACAAAAGGUCCAGAGUGGGGAGAUGGAUGAUGGAGGAGGGAAAGGCUAUGUGGAGAGUGACCCAGUGACUUUGUGUGAGGCACCACAUAGGGGAGAUGUCACUGGAUUAGAGUACAUGGGUCAAGAUCAUAUUGUUGCCUCUUCUUCGACAGGAACUAUUACUAUUUAUAAACAUCAUACCAACUCACAGACCCUGGGUGUGUCCCAGCAGUGGGAAAAAGUUCAUCAUCACUAUGGACAGAUGUGUCCCUGUACAUGUUUGGCUGUUCGCGAUGACGUGAUAGUGUCUUCAGGGGAGGAUGGACGUGUCAAUAUAAUACAAGUCGGACACAAAACGCCAAAUAGAGUUAUAGAUAAAGCAGAUAGCAGUACUGUCAAUAGUAUAACCUUCCUAAAGCAGACAGAAUUUGUCACUGUCAAUUCUACAGGACAGCUCAAGAUAUUUGAUCUUAGGACAAAUUCAGAUGAACCAACUCAAACACUUUCUGUAACGGGAGAGUUAACCCCUCUCCAGUGUAUAGACAAACAUCCCAGUCAGGCACACAUUGUUGCAACAGGUGGACAAGAUGGUGUCCUUGGAAUGUGGGACUUACGACAUGACAAGUUCCCUGUCUCCCUAAUGGAGGCACACUCUGGGACAGUGUGGGAGGUGAGGUUCCACCCCACAGCACCCGACCACCUAUUUACCUGCUCUGAGGAUGGCUGUGUUUGGCACUGGGAUGGCUCACAGGUCAAUGCCACACCUGUCGGCAUGGUGACGGGCAUCAACCAGAUAACAGGUACAGGUGCAGGAUCCGGGGGAGGUAAUCUAUCAACGCCCAGACAGUUCCAGUAUGGUGGUAGUGCGGUUGCCACUGGUCUUACAAAUCCCUGGCUGGCCACUGACAUUGCUAAAAACAAAAUUGAGAUCACCUCAUUACUUGAUCAAAAAUCACUGCCUAUAAACACUUUAGAUGUGGCUGGACACACUCUGCUCUGUGGCACGGAUGGAGAGACAAUAUUUACAAUGAAUCUUGGCAGUCUUCGGUAACCUCGCGCGUGCUGUGUUUAUAGUCCAGAUAGGUUGAUUCAUUUGAGAAAUUCCGGUGCAGGAGAUAUGAAUGAAGCUGAUAGAUACAUAAAUGAGGAAUUCAGGCAUGGAAGAGGUGAAAGGUCAAUAUGGAAAACGGAACAGGUACCGCAGGUACCACAAGAAUUCCGUUAGGUGCCAGUCUUUGUUUGAUGCAAAUCUGUUGGAGCUUAGUGUUGAUGUUAUUUCUUUUCCGAGGAUCAGACAUUGGUGCAGUCUUAUCAUUCCCUCAGCAUUAUUAAAUUUCAUUUGGGUUGUGAUUCUUUAUAAUUCUUUUUUUUUAAAUCCCACUAGCCCAACCCUUGGAGCUAUCGAAGGUCAAGAUCAGCACAUUUAUGAUACUAACUUGCCACUUUGUAUAUAUUCAUACAACAAAAGCCAAAUUCUUUUGUAAUUUAAGAGGAGAUACUUGCAGUAGUCAGCUAUCAGCAGGGCCCAGUGCUAUACAAGCCUGAUUAAGAUAGUAAUUAUUUGUUUGAUGGUUAAUUCUAUCUAAUUUAACUCGCAUCCUAAUUUAAAUACUAUAACACUUUAAAUUUAGAAUAUUGUGAUCAACAUUGACUGGAUGUUACCAGCUGUCUGAUUAGGUUCAGUAACAUGAUCACCUCUACUUUCGUUUUUCACUACAGUAUAAGAGUGUGUUCUGCGUUGAGCAUGAUAACCUAGGAUCUUCCAUGUGUCACAAUACAUGUACAAGUUAAAUAGAUGUACAAUUUUGGGUCUACUGCUUACCUAGUAGUAUUCAACACCCCUGUUUUGUUUUAUUAGAAAUUGUUCCUUCAAGACAAACACUUUUCUUGCAUCCUGUUUAUUCCACCUCGUAAUAUUGCUUUAAUGAGUUGAUUGAAACUAGUCACGGCGAUGUUGAUUAAAGCUUUCAGAGCAGGUAACGUUUGGUUGUUCUCCUGGUUUUCCAAUCAAAUGUCAAUUAUUUCUGUAUCAAAUUUAAAAUAAUGAAUAGAAAAACACAAUUGAUUCCAUAUAAAUAUGUGAUAUUCAUGAGUUGUCAUUUCACCUACUUUUUGAAACAUUGGUUUCCAAGGACCUCAAAUUCUGAUGUCUAAUUGUAGUGUUUUACUUUACUUUGUUACUAAAUAGUUAUGUGCAAUAUUAUAUAUGUUAGUAGUACCAAUCACCUGUAAUCAUUUACUGGUGUAAAGCAAGUGCUUAUUUAGUAGAAUUCUUUAAGGCUCGGCUGUAAUAAAACUGAAGGAUGAAAUUGAGGACAAAUCUGAAGUACUUGCUAUAAUAGGCAUAAUAGUCAUAAAAAUCAUAUUUUCACUUCUUUUUUUUUACAUCAUCUUUGAUGCUAGCUAUCAAUGGUAAACAACAAAAUAUAUAUGAUCAAUAAUUACUGGACAAUCAAAACAUUUCUAGUGUUUAAUAUUUACUCAGAUCGUUCCUGGGUUCUUUAUUAAAUGUCAUAUAUUAUCCUGGUGAAAAUGGGACUUAUAAGCAAUAUUUUGUUGCUGAAGAAAGGUUUUAAGUUAAGAGAAAAAAAGAUUGUGAUAUAUGAAACUGGUAGGAAAAUACUUCGUUUAGGAACAAUAAUUCAGAAAGUUGGAAAGUAUUGAUUUUACUUGGAAAUCAAAUGCUUGUUAAAUGUUCACUAAGAUUGUUCACAAAAUGUUUUGAGUGCAUUAUGGGUUUGAUGUGGUAAAUCAAUACUAUUAUAUAAAAAAUAUAUUUAAUAUCUUUGUAUGUGUUGGUUUUGAUACUAAAGUAUCAUAGACAAUUUAAAAAAGAAAAAAUGAAAAAAAUGAAAAAUAAUUUUGGUAUGUAAAAAAGCAAAUUGAACAAAACUGCUGCACAAACAUAGACUCUUUAAUACAUUAUCUUCAGUAUACGAAAUUAUAUAUUGUAUCCUAGCCCAAUUUUCUAUAAAUAAUGAAAGUAUUGACACUUUACCAGCCUGCUAUAAGGGAUUAUGACUUAUUUUUAACAUUUUCUACUGUUUAAUAAUGCAAUUAUAAUUUUUUUUUAGAUUGUAUGCCAUUUAAAAAUUUCAUUCUUUUUUUUCUUAAUUGCAUUAACUUGGAUUGAGAAGCAGUGAUCGCAAAAAAAAAUGAAAAUAUAUUGAUUAUAGUGGUGAAUUAAUAGUAGCUUAAUACACAUGUCAGUUAGUGACUUUUCAUCAAUGAAGAGUUUCAUAUUGUUUUAAUAUUUUUUCGAUUGUUUAGUUUGUGGUUAUAUUUUAAUGAUUGGAAUGUCUAAAGGUGUCUUACGAGACCUGUGCUCACCAGAAUCAAUAUACAAUAGCUUAAUAGCAUUGUCUUUACAUUUGAUAACAUAUAAUAUGUGUAACAUUUAACUCAUCAUAAUAAGAUGAAUUACUUCUUAAAUAAUUAUGAUUACAGUUUAAAUCCACCAAGAUCCUCUCUUUUGAAAAAAGUGUUUCCAGUUUAGAAUGUUACAAAAUUUCAAACAAUGAUUGUUAGAAAAACUAUUGGUAUCCAUUCUUAAAUAUAUGUAUUGAAUUUUGUAUUAAUUUGUUGUAAAAUGGAUUUGAUCAGAAAUUAAGCUUACAAUCAAGAGAUGUGUUAAUGGUGUUUUCCAUUGAACCAGUUAUUGGGGAUCAAGAUGCUUGACUUGAAAUGUGUCCUAGUAGAAUUAAAACAACUAAUAAUUUAUAUGCAUGCAACUGGAUUACUUUAAACAUGGACUGGUCAUUACAUUGUGUUGCUAUGAAAGUUGUUUUUCUGUGUAUGUUAAAUAAAAUAUUUUUGUACUUUUCUGUGAUGUAAAGAGAAACCUGGACUUGUGUGUAAGUGUAUGAGUGUGUGAGAAUUUGGAGUGUUUGUGUGUAUGACAUAAACAUGGUUAAACUUACAUUGUCAGAUAUAAUUAUUGUGUAUGGGAAGUAAAGCUGUGCAUCUACAACCGACAGUGACGUUGUGCUGUAAAUACAAGCAUUUGGAACUGUU
This is a messenger RNA of Mizuhopecten yessoensis (Yesso scallop), 4166 nucleotides long. Its product is annotated as nucleoporin Nup43-like. NCBI's taxonomy places the organism in Eukaryota, Metazoa, Mollusca, Bivalvia, Pectinida, Pectinidae. Gene Ontology annotation, cellular component: nuclear pore outer ring. The transcript is spliced from 8 exons. Gene Ontology annotation, molecular function: protein binding. Bases 22 to 1203 code for a protein of 393 amino acids. The record is from RefSeq and is a predicted model, not a curated record.